This is a messenger RNA of Asterias rubens (European starfish), 3236 nucleotides long. Its product is annotated as cAMP and cAMP-inhibited cGMP 3',5'-cyclic phosphodiesterase 10A-like. The coding region runs from base 37 to 2457 and encodes 806 amino acids. Gene Ontology annotation, biological process: signal transduction; negative regulation of receptor guanylyl cyclase signaling pathway. Gene Ontology annotation, molecular function: protein binding; 3',5'-cGMP-stimulated cyclic-nucleotide phosphodiesterase activity. The record is from RefSeq and is a predicted model, not a curated record. The transcript is spliced from 24 exons. Lineage: Eukaryota; Metazoa; Echinodermata; Asteroidea; Forcipulatida; Asteriidae.
GUUCUUGAGGAUUUUUUUCGCUCGACUUUUCGUGAAAUGUCGAGCCCAUGGAAGCAAGUUUCUGGACGACGAAUGCCACCACUUCCAGGAAAUGCAUCCCCGUCUAUUUUUGGUCGAAGAGGAGCAUCCGGGGAAAGUGCAGAAAUAGGUCUCACUCCCGAUAAUGUAAAGACCUACCUGAAUGCAAAUCCAUGGUUAGUCGCAGAAGUUCUUAAAGAAAAUGAGAACAACGACGAUUUUAAGAGAGUACUGGACUCGGGCUCCAUACAACUGCAGCGAGAUCUGUCCUAUACAAGCAGUGGAAGAUGCUCAAGACUAAGAAGUGUAUCUAAGGAAACACUGAUGCCUGGAGAAAAGACGGACAGACAGAAGAUGUUGACAGAAAUGGUGAAUGUUAUUGAGGAAGGCAAAGAAGUCCCUGAAAUGCUGUAUAGAUUGAGCAGUGUAGUAGCUACAGCUGUUCAAGCUGAUGAUUUCUUUCUGUACACAGUUAGCUCCAAGGACAUGCAUCUAUGCAGAGAAACUAACGGAAGAAUCCAGCAGAUAAUGUUUGGUCCCGUUGUUCCAGGAACGACCAUCUCAGCCUAUGUGGCUCACACUAAGGAAGCUGUCAUGGUGGAUGACAUUCUUGGGGAUGACCGAUUUCCCCAAGGGACUGGGAUUGAGAAUAGUAACGCUCAAGCUCUCCUGUGUCUACCUCUGCUCUCACCAAACGGGGAAAUAACAGGUGUACUGCAGUUGUCCAAAAGUUAUGGAAGUGCUCCUUUCACAGAAGAUGGAUUGGCGAUUGCAACAACAUACAUGCUAUGGGCAGGGAUAGCACUCAACAAAGUUCAGGUGUGCAAAGGUCUGAUGAAGCAAAGGGCUUUCAAUGACUUUCUGCUGGAGGUCUCCAGGGUGAUUUUUGACGACAUAGUUGCAAUUGACACGCUUACUGAACACAUCAUUAUGUUUGCUAAGAGUCUUGUCUGCGCUGAUCGUUGCGCUCUUUUUCUUCUGGAUGCUAAAACUGAGGAACUCUAUGCUGAUCUGUUUGACGAGGGGAAAGUUGUCAGCGGUCAACCAGUUUUCACUAAAAAGAAGCAAAUUAGGUUUUCGAUUGAGAAGGGUAUAGCUGGUCAUGUGGCAAGAACUGGAGAAGUUGUGAAUAUUCCUGAUGCUUAUAGUGACUCUCGUUUCAAUAGGGAGGUUGAUAUUCGGACUGGGUACACCACUCGUAGUAUCCUCUGUAUGCCCAUCAUGAGUCACGGUUCGGUCAUUGGUGUCGUACAACUCAUCAAUAAGAAAGAUCCAAGUCAGAACGCUUUUGAUAAGACGGAUGAAUCUAACUUCAGAAUGUUUGCUGUGUAUUGCGCACUGGCUCUUCACUACUCUAAGGUCUACAGCAGCAUCUUAUAUUGUGAGCGUGUUCUUGGUGUGACUCAGGAGCAGUUGGCUUUCCACACCAAUCCAACCAAAGAGGAAACGGAUAAGCUCAUAAUGAGAUUGAGCAAACGGACUGUUAUUCCACAAGAUUUGGACAGCUUUGAGUUUGACUGUCGCUCCUAUUCCAAUGUCCUAUGUGACUACCUGUUACAUAUGACACAUAAACUAUGUGGACAAGAUUGCUUUGAUUUGGAUACGCUUGCUGGAUUUCUCCUGACUGUCAAGAAAUGGUAUCGCCCAAACCCCUUCCACAACUUCCCUCAUGCCUUUAAUGUCGCUCAUUGCAUGUAUGCAUUGUUGAUCAAGACACCUGGAGUCUUCACUAACCUUGAGUGCCAGGCAAUGUUUGUAGCUGCCAUCUGCCAUGACAUAGACCACCGAGCUCUCUCCAACCCCUUCCUUCAGAAGUCAGAUUCACCCCUGGCUGAUCUAUAUACCUCACCCAUCAUGGAGAACCAUCAUUUUCAAAUGACGAUGAACGUUCUCCAACAUCCCCGCGUUAACAUCUUUGCCCGUCUACCUGUGAACACUUACAAGCAGGUGGUUGGACUUAUUCAGCACUGCAUCCUCUCCACUGAUCUCUUGUCAUUCUUUGGGAAUCGCCAGGAGGUUGCUAAACUCUUGUUAUCCCAGAGUCUAGAUCUCAACAACACUGCUCACAAGACCAAGGUUCAAGCUCUGAUGAUGACAGCAUGUGAUCUGUGUGCAACGGCAAAGCUUUGGCCAAAUCAGCGAGAUUGUGUGGAUACAUUGUACAUGGAGUUCUAUGCCCAGGGAGACAAAGAGAAGGAACAAGGGAUACAGCCAAUGGAAAUGAUGGACAGAGAUAAACGUGACAGUCUGGCACAACAACAGAUUGGAUUCCUGACCAAUGUUGCCAUGCCUUGCUUCUCUACACUAUCUGAAGUCAUACCUACAGCCAAGUUUCUACUGGAAGGUUGCAAGGAUAAUUUGGUUCAAUGGCAGCAGGAGACUGAAGGCAAGAGUACUGCUAUGUGGGAGGUUGGAACCUCCAGAACAACAUCAAAGUAAAAAACCACACCAGGGAUUCUACCUCAACAGACACCUCAAGAGCUUCAUCACUACAAAGUAAAAAGAAGAUAAAGAAGUUAGCCGAAAAUAAUAACUAGUGAAAUUCAUCAUUAAAAGAAAUACAAACAAGAGCCUCAAGCGGAAAAAGUUAGCUGCAAACGAAACCACAAGAGCUUGACAAAAAAAUGACGACGAGGUGGAGAAAUUAGCUGAAAAAAACUUUAUGAAUGUCAUCAUUAAGAAAGAAAAGCAAGAUGGAGGAGUUAGCAGCAAAAGAAACCACAAGAGCUUUGUCAACAAGUAAAAACUAGAUGCAGAAGUUAGCUGAAAAGAAACAUCUUGAAAUUCAUCCUUAAAAAAGACAAGCAAGAAGGAGAAGUUCGCUGCAAAAGUAACAAACCAGGGGAGCUUCAUUCAAAAAUGGAGUUAUCAAAGUUAUCAAAGUUAUAUGAAAGUUAUCUAUAAAAAUAAAUGCAAGGCUGCAAAAGAUACAAAGAGCUUCAUAUAUAAGUAAACAAAGAAAAUUAAAAGGUAAUUCAUUAACGCAUUAAAGAUGUAUAAACACAUUGCACAAAGUUGUUAAUCUAUUCACUUUUAUUCUAAUCAUUCCUUUUGCAAAAGUUCAUCAAACUGAAUUGGUGUAUGUAUAUGAUUCAUUAAUGUUUUACAAGUUUAAUAAAUUCUAUAUAAAAUUGGAAUUCCCUUUUUUAAAACCGAUAAGAAAUCUUACGGGCUAGAUUGUAACCAAUCAAAGUAUUUCAAAGUAAAUAUUGGUAACA